Molecule: messenger RNA, 3898 nt
Organism: Cynocephalus volans (Philippine flying lemur)
Lineage: Eukaryota; Metazoa; Chordata; Mammalia; Dermoptera; Cynocephalidae
Gene: SPICE1
Product: spindle and centriole associated protein 1
Exons: 18
Coding region: 165-2741 (858 amino acids)
Biological process (GO): mitotic spindle assembly; regulation of centriole replication; metaphase chromosome alignment
Cellular component (GO): spindle; centrosome; centriole
Source: RefSeq, a predicted model, not a curated record
GGAAGCCGCUGGCUGCGUUAACCUGUGGCGCGCUUGGCAGUUCUGGAGCCUGAAGUUUUGACCGCGGUGGAAGCAGCAGUCGGGAAACAGCAGGUUGAGAUGACGGAGCGGAGGCCUGCAGCCCGCAGUCCCACCGAGCCUUAGGGACCGGGGCUCCAUAUAGGAUGUCAUUUGUCAGAGUGAACCGUUGCGGUCCCUGGGGAGGUGGAAGAAAAGCACUAAAAGUAAAGAAGAAGAAAACUUCAGUGAAGCAAGAAUGGGAUAGUACUGUGAAUGAUCUAACAGUUCAUCGGGCAACUCCUGAAGACCUGGUACGUCGUCAUGAAAUACACAAAUCGAAGAAUAGAGCAUUAGUACACUGGGAACUCCAAGAAAAAGCUUUGAAGAGAAAAUGGAGGAAGCAGAAAUCAGAAGCUUUGAAUCUUGAGAAAAGAAGAUUGUCUAUCAUGAAGGAGAUUCUUUCUGAUCAAUACCAGAUGCAGGAUGUAUUGCAGAAAUCUGAUCAUUUGAUGGCUUCAGCAAAAAAUCUGUUUGUUGAUAUUCCUCGAAGGCGCACAGGGUUUCCAAAUGUAACAAUGGCUCCUGAUUCCUCUCAGGGUUCCAUCGUGGUAAAUCAAGACCCUAUCACCCAGUCCAUCCAUAACGAAUGUGUCAUUGAGCCUCAGGCUCUUAAUGAAGUAGAUGAUGGAGGAGAAGAAGGAACUGUUAAUAGCCAGUCAGAAGGAAGUGACAAUGAGUUGGAUAACUCUUUAAACUCUCAGUCUAACAUGAAUACAGACAGAUUUCUCCAACAACUAAAGGAAGAGAAUUCUGAGUUAAUUAGUAAAUUGUGGACUGAUAUGCAGCAGAAAAUAGCGACACAGUCACAAAUAACCCCUCCAGAAACUCCAUCAUCUGCCCUUUCAUCAGGGGAACAAAGAGCUGCUCUGAAUGCUACCAACGUUGUCAAGAGAAUUCAAACCAGACUUCAGCCUGAAGAAUCUGCUGAGACUCUAGAUUCAAGCUGUGUUGUGGGACAAGUGCUGAACUCAAGGAAGCAAAAACAGCUGUUUAAUAAAGUGAAAAGAAAACCGGAUUUGUGUGUACCUUCCAAGCAGAAGAAAAACAUAUUAUCAAGUAGUACAACCUCUGCAGACUUACCAAGUAGCAAUAAUUCCAGCCUGGAUGUCCUCAAACACAUGAUACAUGAAGUAGAACAUGAAAUGGAAGAAUAUGAGCAGUGGACAGGACGUGAGGUCAAGAGACUGCAGAGCAGCCAGGGUCUUACCGGCUUCACUUUGUCACUGGUGAGCUCUCUCUGUCGCCUGGUUCGGUACCUGAAAGAGAGUGAGCUCCAACUACGUAAAGAAGUAGAGACAAGGGAGCAACUGCAACAACUAUUAGGUGAUCAUCGAGAGCUCAUUGAUGCUCUGACAGCUGAAAUUCUUCUUCUUAGAGAAGAAAAUACUACUACACAGGCAAGACUUCAGCAGUACAUGGUCACAACAGAUGAACAACUUAUAUCACUCACACAUGCCAUUAAGAACUGUCCUGUGAUAAAUAACAGACAAGAAAGUCAGGCACCAGAAAGGGGACUCACAAGUAGAAGAAUUAUGGACAAUCCAGAGGGUCCAACUGUUAAUGCUAAUGUCUCCAUGCCAUCGGUGUUCAGAGGGGAAGAAGUGGUUGAAUUUCCACAGGAUGAGUUACCUGUUAAACUGUCUCAAGUGCCAACCCCCCCAGAUAGUGUGAAUCUGGCCAACGAUUUUCCAGCACAUACUUUUGAGCCAGCUGUGUUGUUAACACCACCGAGGCAGAAGAGCAAUUCAGAAUUCUCUCCUCUGCAGGAUGUAUUGAGGAGGACUGUUCAAACUCGUCCUGCUCCACAAAUUCCUCCAACUGUGGAAUUAGUUGAGAAGGAACAAAAUUGGGAAAAGAAGACCUUACCUAUUGAUACAGACAUUCAGAAUUCAAGUGAGGAGAGCCGUCUCUUCACUGAGAGGUGGAGAGUCUCUCACAUGGGAGAAGAUUUGGAGAACAAAACUCAGGCUCCUUUUGUGAACCUCUCACAGCCACUCUGCAAUUCCCAUUCCAGUAUACAGCAAUCAAGAAAUCCUGUGUUCUCAGAAGAGCCCCUGGUAUUAGGAGAUGGGCAACAGCUUAGAACAAGUGAGCUGUUAACACAAAGAAAGGACAUAAUGGCGCGAAUUGCUGAGUUAACACUGCGAAAUUCGGCUGUCAAGGCACAUCUGAAUAUUAUUGGGCCAGGGGGAGAGCAAGGGGAUGGACUCCAGGAGUUGAACAAGCAGGAAAGUGCAAGCAACAUGACUGCUAAUUUUCCAGUAGCACAGUCUCUAUCACCAAGUAGCAUGGAGGAACGGAUUGCAGAAUUGAAUCGACAGAGUAUGGAGGCCCGUGGAAAACUCCUGCAGUUGAUAGAGCAGCAGAAACUUGUUGGUUUGAAUCCUUGCUCUCCACCAGUGUCACCUGUUCAGUCACCUCUCAGAGCAUGGACUGAAGGAGGAAAGAGAACAAUUGAAGUAUCUAUUCCAGGAGCAGAAGCCCCAGAAAGCUCAAAAUGCAGUACUGUCUCUCCUGUCAGUGGGAUACAUACAAGAAGAUCCUCAGGGGCUACUUGUAAUUCUUGUUCUCCAUUAAAUGCCACCUCAGGAAGUGGACAACUCACACCUGUUAAUCCAAGAGCAAAGAUUGAGAAACAAAAUGAAGAAGGCUGGUUUGCUCUUUCUACCCAUGUGUCAUAAGUGAAGUCAAGUUUUAUGAAAUUUGUUCUCAACAAUUUAUUCUCGAUCUUUCACUCCCCUUUCCCUGCUCUUGCUUUCAAGUUUUUACAUCCUUCUUUCAGAUAAAACCUACAACAAUCCCGUGAAAUAGUACUAAUGGAACAGAGAAGAAAAGCAAUUAUUUUAAUUUUUGACCUUUUCAAAUAGGGUUUUAACAACCAACCAACCUACAACUUUCUGUGAAUAAAAUUUUGACUGUAGGGAAGCUAAAGUUUUAUAUCCUAAUAAUUUCUUAAGUUUCUUAAGGGUUUUUUUUUUGAGCAACAUGUUUUUACCUUUAUCAUUUUUAUUCAGCUUUUUUUGUUGUUUUGUUCUUUAUUUUAAAUAAAAAUUUAAAUGUAUUUUAAAUUUUGAUGUAUUUCAUUCUUUUAAAUGUUGAUCUAUUUCAUUCUUUUCCCCUGAAGUUGCUUUGCCUAUACCUUACAAUAAAAUGCCUCUGUGUGACUAGACUCUGGCUUUCAGAAAAAUUAACACUGUCUUUUGGUUUUUUUUUUUUGAUGGGAAAUCACUGCUGUCCAUCACUUUUUUUAUCAAGUGGAAUGUAUAGCCUUAAUAAAUAUGCGUGAGAGUGUUUGUUUAUAUUUGCUGAAGCAGGUUAGAGUAGUUGUAUGUAUUGUGAAAUUCUUAUGUAGUUUUUAAAUGUGAAAAUAUCAUUAAUAAUGGUAAUGUACAUCAAAUAAUGAUCAUAGAGCUUAAAUGUCUACAUGCAGUAAUGUUGAUUUAAUGGUGUAUUUAAUGCUUGAAACAAUUAAACACAAAAAGUUGCUGUCAAUUUUCCCAGUCCUGAAUUAAAGCAGAUUCUUUCAGGGUAGAUUUUUUUUUUUCAAGGCAUCUGUUUGGUUCUCAGACAUUGGUUUCUAUUUUAAACUUGCUUUUUGAAUGGUUUCUGGCCCUUGGCUCUAUGAUAGGAAUUCUUAGCCUGAGUAAGGUGGGAGUCAGGUGGGGCAGUGCACUACCUGGGGAACUUUCCCCCUGCAGUUGUAAAUCACUGUUGUAGGAAGUGUCCUAUACAACUUUCACUUGGGCCUCUUCAUUGUUGUGGUAGCAAAAUUAAAAUUUUCUUCUAGUAUUGCUGAUUUUAUUUAUGUGAAGUCAUCUGUAUUCAUUUGCAUUAUUGC